CCAUGUCCAACGGUGGAUUUCACCCGGUCCAUAAGAGAAAUCCUUAAGCAUAAUUGUAAUUAAAUACUAUUAUUAGCGUUAAAUCGACGAAGGAUUGGUCCGUCGCAGCGGACUUAAGGAUUCAAUCCUUAGCCACGCGUCACGUGGUGAGUGGAUCGAAUUUGUGUUUGGUUUGUGUAGGGUCGAAAAAAAAAAUCAUUCUCGAGCCAAACCGAAAAAAAAAAACUCCUCUUCGACAUAAGGCGAUUUCGAGACGAUUCUGCUCGAUCUCUCAUCCUCGGCUCGUGUAAGAUAAACGAUAAUGGGACGAUACAGUUACAGCCAGCCUUCUUCCUCCUCACACUCUCCAGACUUAACCUCCCUCCUUGAAGCCGAAUGUGAGAUGUACGCGGCUGAAGCUGAGAUUACUCGGUGGAAUGCAGAAGCCAGUGACUGGGAACCAUCAGCAGAGGGUGAUGAUGGCAUCCCAAGGACAUGCUACUGUGGUUCAGAGCCAGUUCACGGAUACUCCCAAACGCCAAAAGAUCCAUACCGACGUUACAUAACGUGCUCCAAUGCCGAUGAUAGAGACUGCCACGUCUGGAAAUGGUGGGACGUGGCGGUGGAGGAGGAGCUGAGAGAGUUUCAGAGGGAGCUUAAUGCGGUUAAGGGUGAAGCGAAUCAACGUGAGCAGAAGUUACUCCGUCUUGAGAAGCAAGUUUCCGAGUUCACAAAGAAGAAAUCAGGAGCUAAGCUAAUGGUCUUCAGCUUAGUGUUAGGGUUGGUGUUGCUUAUUGUGCUAGGAAUACUUGGAAAGGAUUCAGAGGAUUGGGGCGUACGUGCUUUGUUUCUUUAACGAGGUAAUUAUAUUAUUAGUAGUUGUAGUAAUUUAGUUUCGAAACCGGAAGGAAAAUUAAAUGUGCUUUUAGGUUUUGAUUUGCUUGGAAAGAAAGUAGUUGUAGUUAUUUAGAUUCGAAACCGGAAGGAAAGAAAGUGGUUGUAGUAAUUUAGGUUUGAUUUGAUGUGCUUUUAAUUAGUCGAGUAGUUAAUGAACUCAUUUGCUUUCCACCUUCUCAACUGCUCUGAUCUGAUUGCUAUUAAUCGAGUAGAAGGCUUACUUAAGCCCUCUGUGUCACUAGUAGAGUGUCACAGAGAAACAAUUAAAACAAUGGCUAAUGGAAAAAAUUUUAGUAAUCUUCUCUUUAGUCAAAUUCCAGUUGACCUUGAUUCACCUGAACCUUUUUGGUUCGGUAGUCAAGGUCCUGAUGACUCUCCUUUCAUGAGUGCUCCCGACGUUCCUGCUAAGUCUCCUGUGAGCUCUUCUCCGGACGUUCGGGCAAAGUCUGGUGUGAAUCCAAAUGCCUCAUGUCCUGAGAGGAGAAAAUGGACUCCCAGAGAUGAUAAAAUCCUUAUUGGUGCUUGGCUAAACACCAGUAAGGACCCUGUGAUGAGCAACGAGCAGAAGUCCACUUCUUUCUGGAAGCGUAUAGUAGAGUACUACAACGCAAGUCCUCUCCUCGCUGGGACAGUACCGAGAGAGAUCACCUCUUGCAAGCAGAGGUGGUCUAGGAUUAACGGCGAUGUAUCCAAGUUCUGUGGCUGCUACGAUGCGGCUCUGAGGGAGCAGAGAAGUGGGCAAAACGAUGAUGAUGUGAUGAAAACCGCCUUGGACAUUUUCUUCAACACGGUCGGCUACAAGUUCGCCAUGGAUCACUGCUGGAGGGAGCUGAGAUACGACCAGAAAUGGUGCUCCCACUAUCCUGCUAAGGACGCUGGAAAGGAGAAGCGCAAACAAGCUGUGGAGGUGGAUACAGAAGUGGCCGAAGGUGUCGAUCCAGAAGUUAGACCUCGCGGGGUUAAAGCGGCCAAAGCUAGUACCAAGAAGAAGAAGAGUGGCAGGGAGGAGGAGUUGUCGAGGCUACAUGGGGUUUUAGAAAUUAAAGAGAAACUGUCUAAACAAAAGCUUCUUGAUCGUUUACUAGCUAAGAAAGAACCUCUCUCAGAUAUGGAAAACAGUCUCAUGCUCAAACUAAUGUCCGAAAUGAUAUGAUCUAUUUUCAAUCUUGCUUUUGAGGUAGAACUGUUUGUGUACUGAUUGUUUUUUAAUGGUUAUGACACGGUACUAACUCUUGUCACUCUGUUUUGACAGGUUCGCAUGUGGGAAGGAGUCACGGGUCUUUAUCUGAUGGAGUAGGAAUCACGGGUGAUGGAGUAGGAUUCACGGGUGAUGGAGUAGGAAUCACGGGUGUAGUUGUAUGAGUCACGGGUCACUCUCUCUAGCAUAUGUAUUAUAAGUAGUAGUUGUAGUCUUUGCAGUGUAGUCUCAUUGUUUUCCUCUUGAGAGUCAAGUUCAUGUUUUCAGAGAGUUUCUAAAGUACUCUCAUUGUUUUCCUCGGAUCAUAUGUAACAUUUCACGGAUCAUAUGUAAGCUUCACUUUGUAUCAAAACUUAUGUAACAUUAUAUUCUUCUUUGUAUCAAAACUUAUGUAACAUUAUCUUCUUCUUUGCUUA
Molecule: messenger RNA, 2490 nt
Organism: Brassica napus (rape)
Lineage: Eukaryota; Viridiplantae; Streptophyta; Magnoliopsida; Brassicales; Brassicaceae
Product: glutathione S-transferase T3-like
Exons: 3
Coding region: 1028-2029 (333 amino acids)
Source: RefSeq, a predicted model, not a curated record